Messenger RNA from Aspergillus fischeri NRRL 181, 777 nucleotides. Its product is annotated as glutathione S-transferase. Lineage: Eukaryota; Fungi; Ascomycota; Eurotiomycetes; Eurotiales; Aspergillaceae. The record is from RefSeq and is a predicted model, not a curated record. The coding region runs from base 1 to 777 and encodes 258 amino acids. The transcript is spliced from 3 exons.
AUGGCAGACGCAAACAAAGGCGCCAAAAUCACCCUCUACUGGCUGGAACAUUCCCGCGCCCAGCGCAUCCUCUGGCUUCUCGAGGAACUCCACCUCACCUACGAGCUCAAGACCUUCAAGCGCGGCGCCGACAUGCUAGCCCCAAAGGAGCUCAAGGACAUCCACCCGCUAGGCAAAUCCCCAGUUAUCAGCAUCGAGACCCCCGGCGCCCCCAAGCCGCUGGUUCUCGCCGAGUCCGGGCUGAUCAUGGAGUAUCUCUGCGAUCAUUUCGGGGGUGACAAGCUCAAACUCGUCCCGCAGCGCUCUGCCGCAGGCAAGGAGGACCAGGUAGGCGGCGAGACCGAGGAGUGGAUGCGGUAUAGAUACUACAUGCAUUACACGGAGGGCAGCUUCAUGCCGUUUCUGGUGAUGCAGUUGGUGAUGUAUAGCAUUAGGAACGCCCCCGUUCCGUUCUUCAUCAAGCCGUUGACGGGCAUGGUCGCGUCAAAGGUUGAGCAGGCGUUCGUCACGCCGAACUUGACCUCGCACUUUGAGUUCCUUGAGGAUCAGCUGAAGACUGCGCCAGGAGGCGGCCCUUACCUCUGUGGCAAGGAGCUGACGGCUGCGGAUAUCAUGAUGAGCUUCCCUGUUAUUGCGUCCUUGAUUAAAAUGCCUGAUCUCCGGGGUCGGUAUCCGAGGUUGGCGGAGUACACGGACAAAUUGCAGGCGAUGGAUGGAUACAAGCGGGCUGUUGCCAAGGUGGAAGAGAUAGAAGGGUCGUUCUCUGCUUAUGCGUGA